AUGGCUUUCUCACGUCUCUCAUUUGCUGCUUCUCUCAUCGUCUUCUCAUCUCUAAUCAUAUCCUCUGUUGCUUAUUACGGUGAUGAAACCAACCCUGAGACUGGAAAAUUGAUUCCAGUCGCCGUUGAAGGUGUUAUCAUGUGCAAGUCCGGUGACAAAUCUUACCCAAUUCAAGGUGCUACGGUAAGAGUUGCAUGUGUGAAGUCUGAUGAAUAUGGCAAAGAGAUAGUUCCAAUCUCGAUCAUGAGCAGCAAAAGUGAUGCUAAAGGUUACUUCUUCGCCACACUAUUCCCUUCGCAGCUUCGUGCAGGAAGAAUGGUGACUAAAUGCAAAGCUUUCCUUUACGAAUCUCCAAUCGCUGAUUGCGAUUUCCCGACCGAUGUGAACCACGGUGUGAGAGGAAUGCCAUUGAGCAAGUACCGUGUUCUUGAAGACAAGAGUUUCAAGCUUUACUGGGCUGGUCCUUUCUUCUUCACCUCUGAACCUACUUACUACUAA
Arabis nemorensis is the source of this 498-nucleotide messenger RNA. NCBI's taxonomy places the organism in Eukaryota, Viridiplantae, Streptophyta, Magnoliopsida, Brassicales, Brassicaceae. The record is from the annotation of a GenBank genome assembly.